GGCCCGGGGAGCGCCGGCGCGGACGGGCUGCGGAGCGAGCGGCGGCCAUGGACCGCUUCGUGUGGACCAGCGGCCUCCUGGAGAUGAACGAGACCCUGGUGAUCCAGCAGCGCGGCGUGCGCAUUUACGACGGCGAGGAGAAGAUAAAAUUUGAUGCUGGGACCCUCCUUCUUAGUACACAUCGACUGAUUUGGAGAGAUCAGAAAAAUCAUGAGUGCUGCAUGGCCAUUCCUCUUUCUCAGAUUGUGUUCAUUGAGGAACAAGCGGCUGGCAUUGGGAAGAGUGCCAAGAUAGUGGUUCAUCUUCACCCAGCUCCUUCCAGCAAAGAACCGGGCCCAUUCCAGAGCAGCAAGAACUCCUACAUCAAGCUCUCCUUCAAGGAGCAUGGUCAGAUUGAGUUUCACAGGCGUUUAUCAGAAGAAAUGAUACAGAGAAGAUGGGAGACUAUGCCGGUUUCCCAGUCGUUACAGACAGGACGAGGCCCCCAGCCAGGAAGAAUAAGGGCAGUAGGAAUUGUGGGCAUUGAAAGGAAACUGGAAGAAAAAAGAAAAGAGACUGACAAAAACAUUUCUGAGGCUUUUGAAGACCUCAGCAAGCUAAUGAUCAAGGCUAAGGAAAUGGUGGAGUUAUCAAAAUCAAUUGCUAAUAAAAUUAAAGACAAACAAGGUGACAUCACAGAAGAUGAAACCAUCAGGUUUAAAUCCUAUUUACUGAGCAUGGGAAUAGCUAACCCAGUGACCAGGGAAACUUACGGCUCCGGCACACAGUACCACAUGCAGCUGGCUAAACAGCUGGCCGGGAUACUGCAGGCACCUUUGGAGGAACGAGGGGGAAUAAUGUCACUCACGGAGGUGUACUGCUUAGUGAACCGGGCUCGAGGAAUGGAAUUGCUGUCACCAGAAGAUUUAGUGAAUGCCUGCAAGAUGCUGGAAUCGCUGAAAUUACCUCUCAGGCUCCGAGUUUUUGACAGUGGCGUCAUGGUCAUCGAGCUCCAGUCCCACAAGGAGGAGGAAAUGCUGGCCUCAGCCCUGGAGACGGUCUCAGAAAAGGGAUCCCUCACCUCAGAAGAGUUUGCUAAGCUCGUGGGGAUGUCUGUGCUCCUGGCCAAGGAAAGGUUGCUGCUUGCAGAAAAAAUGGGCCAUCUUUGCCGAGAUGACUCAGUGGAAGGCUUGCGAUUUUACCCAAAUUUGUUCAUGACUCAGAGCUAAGGGCUGUGUGUCUGAAACACCUUUCUUCAUGUACUUGCAUCAUGUAGAGGUUGUAUGAAGUUAGCUAAGAUAGGCACCCAUGGGCUGAGGAUUUCUUAGAGUUUCAUAAUCUAAUCUAUAACUUUUUAAAUUUCUCCUUGACUCGUAUGGCCCAGGAAGAUGCACAUAAUAAAAUACAGAGUAGGAAUGCCAACAUGGACUUAAAAUUAUACUGUAGUUGUGCAGAAUCCUCAGACUUGAAAGAUGAUGGAUUUUAUCUUGACCUUGGGUAAAGAAAAAGAGAAGCUGCAUGCUUAGACAGGUUAUUAUUCCAGUGUGACUAAAAUUCACUGAAAUGUAAAUGAAGUUUUUCUCUGUGUCUGUUGUGCCCAAUUGGGGGGAUUUUUAUGAAACAAGUCAUAUCUACUACAGGUUAAAAACCUGACCAGAAUGCCCACCUGCCGAUUGCCACAGGGGUUCCUCCUAGGGCUGUAUUUCAGAGGCAGUCAUAGCAUGUCUUCACCAGACCAACUAAAACGCCUUUUAAAAAGAGAAUUUUAUUUGAAUUUCAUAUUUUUAUUCCAACUAGUUUUUCAUUUUUUAAGAAAAAUGCUGAUUUCACGGUUGGCAUUUGAAGAAUGCAACUGUUGUCAUGUUUUUAAAAAAUGCUGUGGAUUUUGAAACUGAGUUAAAGAGCUGCAUCAACAUGCCCAAAGUUAGGAUUACAAAUUUGGGAGGUGGGCAGCUCAGGAAUGCCCUAGGACUGUUCUACAUGUACUGGGUCCCAGGCAACCACAGCGUUCUUUUACCUCAAAGCCAAGGAUGAGAAAUAGAAUAUGAAAAAUAAUAUGACUCCUUUCCUCCUCCCUUAAGGAGUUUCAGCACUUAAAUUUUUUAAAAAAAAUCUUUCUGUCAUAUUCCAGUAGUAUUUUUUCUUCUUUGCCCUCCACAUUAGAGAUUGUGUGGAUAAAACACCUCAGUGAAGUGUUCUUGAGAUGACAGCACACAACUCAUGUUGCCUGUGUACUGUUUGGGUGGCCCAUCCGACUUCAUGUGUGACUUGCUGUGUGGCGUGUUCCAGGUCGGCGUCAACUCAAACUCAGGGAACAAAGCGGGGACCUGUGGAAUGGAAGAGGACACCCCUUUGGAAGCGGAAGGGAAGUGGUGGUUUUAGCCGAGCCUGUGGAACGGGCAGUAUCCAUGCUAGGAGAGCCACCAGGACCUGGCACAGACAGCCCAGGCUUGCAUUCCCGGUUCCCCAGAUGGUCUCACUCCCACAGAUGGCCACUGCAGAAGCACCAGGGCCCUCAGCCACCCACCCAGGGCAUGCCAGUCCCUGAUCCUGGCCGGGAAAGCGUCUGUUGCUGCACCAUGCCCUCUGGUGUUCCCAGGCAUCCUGCUUUAGUCCUCAUUUCCCACACCCAUCUCUGACUAUUCAGUUUAGCCUCUGGUUUAUUUUGUGGGUAACCAGCAUCUGGCUGCUCAAGUUUUUGAGGGGUGAGAGUUGCACAAACCUGUCUGUCUUGUCUUUGUCCAGGUUCCUUACUCUCCCUGCCCUGGAAAACCUGCACACACGUGCACACUGCCCUCGUAUGUCCUAUCUCAUCUGGUUAAGGCUUUAAACACUAGAAAAAUAAACAUUUCACCAAUUGGGAAUAUGGUGAGUAGGACUGUUGGAGCUGCCGAUCUGGCUCUGAUGGCGUGGAUUCACUGCAGCAGGCAUACAUAACGUGUUCUUGUACUUGUUUAUGUAACAUAGAAACAGCAGUCAGAACUGUGUAAAAUAAAUUAAACAUACAGAAAUGUGGCACAUGAAUUUAUUUUGCAAAUGUCACAUUGAUUUAAAAACAAGUACGAUUCACUUUAUUAUUUUAUUCUUUUUAAAAAAUUUUAUGCUUAAAGUAAACAUUCCUCACUAUUUCCAGGUGUCUUAAUGAAUUUUUGUCCUUCUUUUUCUUUGCUAACUAAAGGUGUUAUUUUGGUCCUCUAUUAGUAGAGUUAUGUUCAGAUGCAACCAAUCAGGCCCUAAAUGCAAAAAAGUUCUGUCUUGGUGCUUAUCACUGCUAUAAUUAUUAUUUUUGUUUCCCUAACUUUAUUCUUAGAAAUAUGAAUCUCUUGGUAGCUUUAUGGUAUGGAAUAUUUCUAUUCAUUUGCUGAUAAGAGAAAAUUUUUUACAUUGUGUAAAGUGAAGAUUGUUUUCAGGGUUAAAUGAUUGGUUAAUGUCUAUAGAAUAAAAUAAUUACAAAGUUUUAAAGUGGUUUUUCUUGACUUAGUGUUCUUUUUAAACACUCUGAAACACCUAUGAAAGUGAUAGCCACACUCGGCAUAUACAUUAAGAACUUUUAGAUUUUAUACUAAGAGUUGCUUAUAAAUAUUUAUGGUGUCAGGUUCUAUUUUCAUUAUCUUUAAAGGAUGUGAAAUGAGUCAUGCCCUGCUUUCUGUGUUAAUUCUUGCUGUGACUUCAUGUGCUCGUGUGAAUGUGCUGUGUCUUGUUCCCUGUCACCAGCCUGACAGACUGUGGACUCACCUCACCCUCAUGCUUGGAUAACCACAGUGGCUCCUCCUGCCCAGCGUCUCAGAGCUUCAUUUUGGAAUAGUGGACUCACAGCUUAAAGACUGUCCAGGGACAAACUCGAGCACAUGCAAAAAUGAUCUUUGACAAUCUCUUACAAAGUUGCCAGUGAAGUUCUUUUCAUAGUCUUACUGUUUGUAUCUUCAUGGGAUGAAACAUAGGCAUGAAUACAUUGUACAUACAAUAAAUCCAGUAUUCAUAAUUACAUAUGUAAGUGUAUGUUGGAGUGAGGGUUGAAUUUUUGUGAAUCUGUUCCUGACUUCAUCCCUUAUGAUCAAUGUGAAGUAAGCCUCCACAAGGGCAGAGAUUUUUGUUGGGUGUGUUGGAUGCAUUCUUGGAGCAUGGAACAGGGCCUGGCACACAGUCGGCGUUCAAUCAGUGUGUACUGAAUUAGCAAAUUCCAGUAUAUAUGCCUAUUUACAACCUGGCUCCACUUGAUCCCACCUUAGCUCACAUUCAAUUCCGUUUACGAAGGGAAAACACACUUUUUUGCAUAAUGUAGACUUUGCAGGGUUGACGUGGUCGGGGAAACAGCCACGUGAGCAACCUGUACUGAAGAUGGAAAGAAGUGUGCACGUAGAAGGGUUCCAGGUGCCAUGCUGUGAAAAGGAGAGAGGAGCUUUCAGUUCUGCUGGAGAGUUCUGGAAAGGUGUGGUGGACAGCAAGAGCCUUAUAAACUGGGCACACAAGGACCGAGAGACAGUGGAAGGCAUGGGGUCACGGAAGAGUCUAAGAGAGACUUCCUGUUCCUGGACACAUCUGCCCUUGGCUGUCCAGACUUCCUUUCACUGCUUCUCACAUUCUUACCCACCUCACCCCAACUAACCCAAAUCAGAUUCACUUGCUCUAGAAAAGAAUGUGUCCAGUACACAGCUGUUUCCACAGUCUGUAGGAGUUACUGUCUGUCAUCCUAUAUACUUGAUUGCUUUAAUGAUCAUUUUGAAGCCCAAAGAAAACAGAGAAAGUGGAUUUCUUUUAAGUUCAAAGACUGUCCUGUAAUGCUUUU
This is a messenger RNA of Ochotona curzoniae (black-lipped pika), 4765 nucleotides long. Its product is annotated as vacuolar protein-sorting-associated protein 36. The record is from RefSeq and is a predicted model, not a curated record. Gene Ontology annotation, biological process: protein transport to vacuole involved in ubiquitin-dependent protein catabolic process via the multivesicular body sorting pathway. Gene Ontology annotation, cellular component: ESCRT II complex; late endosome membrane. Gene Ontology annotation, molecular function: ubiquitin binding; phosphatidylinositol-3-phosphate binding. Lineage: Eukaryota; Metazoa; Chordata; Mammalia; Lagomorpha; Ochotonidae. The transcript has 14 exons. The coding region runs from base 48 to 1208 and encodes 386 amino acids.